AUGCGAGUUUUAUUGUUUUUUCUGUCACUGCUAAAUUUGUUAACUACUAUAUUUUCAUACAAUGCACUCAUUUAUUCUCCGGCUUUUGCAACAAGUCAUAUGAACUUCAUGGCACAUUUAUCGGAUACUUUGACUGAAGCUGGGCAUAAUGUUACAUUUUUGGUACCGAUUUCGGAAGAAUCUCUACGGAAUCGAAUAAAAGUUCGAACUAGACAUUUGAUUAAUGUGGAACAAGAUGAAAUUUAUGAGAACCAUUUUUGGGAAGCAGGUGAUGAAUUGAUGCAAACAGUUUGGACAUAUGUUGAAAGUCCGGAGAAAAACAAGGAGAAAUUCAAGUUGUUUGAAAAUCGAACGAUAGAAACAUGCGGUUUGUUAAUAAGAAAUCGAAAAGUUCUCGAAAUAUUACAAAAUACUAAAUUUGAUGUUUCAAUAACUGAACCAUUAUCAAUUUGUGGAUUGGCAUAUUCGAAAAUACUAGGAAUUGAAAAAACAAUAAUUGCGUCAUCUUGUACAAUGUAUGAUCAUAUUAUGUAUUUAAUUGGAGAACCAGACCAUCCAUCUUAUGUUCCAGGUUGAUAUUUCUCCACAUUCAUCUCAGAAAUCUUAAAAUAUUUUUUACAGCAAUGCAAUCGACAUAUACUGACAAAAUGAACUUAUAUGAAAGAUAUCAGAAUUAUCAAUAUAGUGUUGGAUUCAUUGAAACGAUGCAAAAUGUUUUUGAAGCUGAAAUUCAAUUAUUCUCAGAAUGGAAUAUUUCAAAUUGGCAUGAUCUAUAUUCCGAAACAUCAUUACAUUUUGUCAAUUCGAAUCCAUAUAUAGAUUUUCCUCGUCCAAUAAUUCAAAAAACAGUUUCAAUUGGAGGUAUCAGUGUAAAUUUGGAAAAAAUCAAAUCCGAGAAACUAUCAGAUGAAUGGAAUAAUAUUUUGUAUAAAAGAAACCAGAAUAUGUUGAUUUCAUUUGGAAGUAUAGCAAAGUCUAUGGAUAUACCAAUUGAGUGGAAAUCAAAUAUUUUAGAUGUUAUAAAAUUAUUUCCAAAUGUCACUUUCAUUUGGAAAUAUGAAUCAGAUGAUUUGGAAUGGGCUGAGAACAUUGAAAACAUUGUAUUUAUGAAGUGGAUACCACAAACUGCGUUAUUGAGUAGGUUGAAAAUAACUUGAACUUUUUCAAAAUCAAAUUCAAAUUGAAACUUGAUUGAGAAAAACUGACCGUAUUUACAGAUGACAAACGAGUGAAUGCAUUUUUAACACACGGAGGUUUGGGAAGUACAAACGAAUUGGCUUAUUUGGGAAAACCAGCAAUAAUGAUUCCAAUUUUUGCAGAUCAAAUGAGAAAUGCAAAUAUGUUGAGAAGACAUAAUGGGACUAUUAGUUUAUCGAAAUUCGAUUUGGGAAAUUUAGAUUUAUUGAAAAAAUCAAUCAAUAGCAUUUUGAAUUAUCAAAAAUAUUCGAAAAAUGCAGAACAAUUGGCAAGCUUAUUAUCAAAACAACCAAUGGAACCAAAAGAAACAGUAAUAAAAUAUGUUGAAUUUGUUAGCAAAUUUGGACCAUUUCCAACAAUGGAUCCAUCUUCAAGAAAUAUGUCCAAAAUACAAAUUUAUAUGUUAGAUAUUUAUUUUAUUUUAUUUUUCUCAUAUUUUAUCACACUUAUUGGAUUUGUAUUCACUGUUCGAUUGUUGUUUAAUUAUUUGAAUUUUAGAAGUACAAAAAAUAAAACAAAAAAUAAAUUGAAUUGA
Molecule: messenger RNA, 1732 nt
Organism: Caenorhabditis angaria
Lineage: Eukaryota; Metazoa; Nematoda; Chromadorea; Rhabditida; Rhabditidae
Source: the annotation of a GenBank genome assembly